Fulvia fulva is the source of this 1050-nucleotide messenger RNA. RefSeq names its product Galactinol synthase 2. The transcript has a single exon. Lineage: Eukaryota; Fungi; Ascomycota; Dothideomycetes; Mycosphaerellales; Mycosphaerellaceae. The record is from RefSeq and is a predicted model, not a curated record. Gene Ontology annotation, molecular function: glycosyltransferase activity. Bases 1 to 1050 code for a protein of 349 amino acids.
AUGGCUGGACCGGACCCUAACGCUCCGCCAGCCGAUCCGCUGUCACGAGUCUGGAUAACGCUGGCUACUCGAGCAUCCUACCUACCAGGCCUGGUCUUACUCAUCCACACCCUCUAUAAACACGGCUCGGUCCACCCCAUCAUCGUCCAAUACACCAAGACCCUUCCGAAAGACUGCGUAGAAUGCCUAGAAAAGCUCCCCAAAAGAUACCCACUGCUCCGCCCGCAGUUGGUCGAACCAAUUGCUUUGCCCCAAGGCCUCAAACCAGUCGCAACCCGCUUCGACGACACUCUGACUAAACUCCGCGCAUUCGAACCUAUCGAUGACCCGAAAGUGCUACAGCAACUACGCCUCCCUAAGACACCAGAACACGCCUGCUUCCUCGAUGCCGAUAUCAUGAUCUUCAAGAAUCCAGACGACAUCUUCAACAUCCCCCGCCCUUCCAACAACUGGAUCAUCGCCCACCACGCCUGCGUCUGCAACAUCGACUCAGACCCCUGGGCGCCACCAGAAUGGACCAAGGAAAACUGCGCCUGUACACCCCUCGUCCACCCCUCCGCCCUCUCCGGCCCCGUGCCCUCAUCCCCAUCCGCCGGCGCGCGCCCAACAUACCAACUCCUCAACUCCGGCGUCUUCGUCUGCAGCCCCUCUCUCAAACUCUGGAACCAAAUUGAAAAAUUCCGAGUCUCCGACCCCCGCGUGGCCAACUUCACGUUCCCGGAUCAGAACUUUCUCGAUGAGUUCUUUCGCGGGAAGUGGGUUCCGAUGGGGUGGCAGUACAAUGCGCUGAAGACGCAUCGGUAUUGGCAUGCUGGGGCGUGGAGGGAUGGGGAGGUGAGGUGUUUGCAUUAUAUUGUGGACAAGCCGUGGGAGAAGAGGCCCGGGGCGGAUGGGGUGGCGGGGUAUCUUGGGAGGGAUGGGGAGACGCAUAGCUGGUGGUGGAGGGAGUUUGAUGAGUUUGAGGGGUUCAAGGGGGAGGGUGGGGAGGUGUUGGAGGUUGUGAAGAGGUAUAUGGGGAGGGAGUUGAAUGAUAUUGAUGGGAUCAAGUAG